Messenger RNA from Westerdykella ornata, 2960 nucleotides. Its product is annotated as MCM-domain-containing protein. Gene Ontology annotation, cellular component: nucleus; MCM complex. The coding region runs from base 128 to 2716 and encodes 862 amino acids. Lineage: Eukaryota; Fungi; Ascomycota; Dothideomycetes; Pleosporales; Sporormiaceae. Gene Ontology annotation, molecular function: single-stranded DNA helicase activity; ATP binding; single-stranded DNA binding. Gene Ontology annotation, biological process: DNA replication; double-strand break repair via break-induced replication; mitotic DNA replication initiation. The record is from RefSeq and is a predicted model, not a curated record. The transcript has 3 exons.
GUGAAAACAACUUGUUCACUCCCUUCUCUGGGAAAACUCCCGUUCAUUCCACAAGUGAUUUUCUUAUUCGACAGUACCUCCAUAUCGAAAACUUUAUUCCCUAGUCAGCUUCUCCAUCCCACAAAAUAUGUCUUCCUCAAAUCGAGGCGGGCCGAGCAACACAAGGCCCAACAAGCGUGGGAGAGAGGAUGACGACCUACCGUCCUCUGCGGCGCUCCCGCCGUCCAGCCCCCCGCCUUCAUCACCGCCAAUCCCUGCCAUGGACGACGAAGAUAUCGACCCGAUGGACUAUGAAGACGACCUACUACGGGAUCCGGACGAUCUAGAUGAGGAAGUGGAGGAGCGUGAUGGCAUUGACCUCUUCAACGAGGAUUUCGAACGAGAUUACGGAACGCGGGAAAAUGAUGCAUAUGAAGCACAAGACAUCGACGACCAAGAAUACGACGAGCUGGAUCCUGCAGCAAGGCGAGAACUCGAAAGACGUCUUAAUGCCAGAGAUCGUGAGGCACGUCGACAUAUGCCGACGGCUUGGUUGGCAGACGACGACGAAGGGCUUGAAGGCCUCACUCGGCAGCCUCGCAGACGUCGAAACCGAUACGAUGAGGAGCCGGAUCGGAUGGACGAAGAGGACGAUAUCAUGAACGAGGAACUGACGCUCGAAGCACUUUCAGAUGUUAAAGCUGCGUCGUUACCGGAUUGGAUUGCUCUGCCUGCUGUGGCGCGCACCAUUGCUCGCGAGUUCAGGUCCUUUUUGCUCGAGUACACAGACGAGCACAACGACUCUGUGUACGGCAACAGGAUAAGGACCCUUGGUGAAGUGAAUGCGGAAUCUCUGGAAGUGUCCUUUGACCAUCUGGUGGAAUCCAAGGCUACAUUGGGUUUCUUCCUUGCGAACGCACCCGCCGAGAUGCUCAAGAUUUUUGAUCAAGUGGCCAUGGAAGUGACUUUACUCCAGUAUCCGGACUAUGAGCGUAUUCAUGCCGAAAUCCAUGUCCGGAUAACUGAUCUACCUGUCCAGUAUACUCUACGACAACUUCGUCAGAGCCACCUCAACUGCUUAGUGCGCGUCAGCGGUGUUGUUACUCGCCGAAGCGGUGUGUUUCCCCAGUUGAAGUACGUCAAGUUUGACUGUACCAAGUGCGGCGUCACUUUAGGCCCUUUCCACCAGGACUCGAAUGUUGAGGUGAAGAUCAGCUUCUGCUCCAUGUGCCAGUCACGAGGUCCCUUCACUGUGAAUUCCGAGAAGACUGUCUACCGAAACUAUCAGAAGCUCACACUUCAGGAGUCACCUGGAACGGUACCAGCUGGGCGUCUCCCCAGGCACAGAGAAGUCAUCCUCCUCUGGGAUCUGAUUGAUGCGGCCAAGCCAGGAGAGGAGAUCGAAGUAACCGGCAUCUAUCGCAACAACUACGAUGCUGCACUGAACAACAAGAACGGAUUUCCCGUGUUCGCCACCAUCAUCGAAGCCAACCAUGUCGUCAAGUCCCACGACCAGCUUGCUGGUUUCCGCCUGACUGAAGAGGACGAACGGGAAAUCCGCAAACUCAGCAAAGACCCCAAAAUUGUCGACAAGAUCAUCAACUCCAUCGCGCCCAGCAUCUACGGCCACACCGACAUCAAAACCGCCGUUGCCCUGUCGCUCUUCGGCGGCGUCAGCAAAGAAGCCCCAGGCCGCAUGUCCAUCCGCGGCGACAUCAACGUCCUUCUCCUCGGUGACCCGGGUACGGCCAAAUCUCAGAUCUUGAAGUACGUUGAGAAGACCGCGCACCGCGCCGUCUUUGCUACGGGUCAAGGAGCCUCCGCCGUUGGUCUUACAGCAUCCGUCCGCCGCGACCCCAUGACGAGCGAGUGGACACUCGAGGGCGGAGCGCUCGUCCUCGCCGACAAGGGAACUUGUCUCAUCGACGAAUUCGACAAGAUGAACGACCAAGACAGAACAUCCAUCCACGAGGCAAUGGAACAGCAAACCAUCUCCAUCUCCAAAGCGGGUAUCGUGACGACAUUGCAGGCGCGCUGUGCGGUCGUGGCAGCGGCGAAUCCAAUCGGCGGGCGAUAUAAUUCCACGCGCCCGUUCUCGGAGAAUGUGGAGCUCACGGAGCCCAUUUUGUCCCGUUUCGAUAUCCUCUGUGUAGUACGAGACACGGUUGAUCCGACGGAAGAUGAGCGGUUGGCCAACUUUGUGGUAAAUUCUCAUGGUCGGGCGCAUCCGCUUAAAGCGCCUGCGUAUGGAUUUGCGGCGGAUAAGUCGCAGCAGACGCACGAGGAUGAGACGACGCAACAGACGCAGAUGGAGGUCGACGACGAUAUGCCGCCUCAGGAAGGCGAGAUUCCGCAAGAGUUGCUGAGGAAGUAUAUAUUGUAUGCAAGGGAGAAGUGUAGGCCGAAGCUUUACCAGAUUGAUCAGGAUAAGGUGGCGAGGUUGUUUGCGGAUAUGCGGAGGGAGAGUUUGGCGACGGGGGCGUAUCCUAUUACUGUCCGCCAUCUUGAAGCCAUCAUCCGCAUCAGCGAAGCCUUCUGUAAGAUGCGCCUUUCGGACUACUGCGCCGCGCAGGACAUUGAUCGCGCCAUCGCCGUGGCCGUCGACUCGUUUGUUGGAAGCCAAAAGAUCAGCGCGAAGAAGGCCCUCGCGAGAGCGUUUGCGAAGUAUACGCUCAAUAGACCGGGCGCGGUUCGCGCGCCUGCGCGGGCGGCGAGGACGGAGAGGGUUGCUGCUUAAGGUUAGGAAUUGGGCUGGUUUGGGUGAGGGUGUGGGUUUGGACGGGAAAUGGGAAUAGGGGAGACGGAUGGGUGGGGGUUACGCUUCGUACCUGCGUUGCCAUUGCUCGCGCGGGCGUUGUUGAGCGGCGUUUAAGCAUGCGCGGGUAUGAAUUUAUCGAAGGCCGGGUUAGGUGUUGGUAGGGAAUGGGAAUUACCUUUGCAUAGCUAGCGAUGCUUUUUGCCAUAUAUAAAUUAUAUCCAGC